Caenorhabditis elegans is the source of this 1313-nucleotide messenger RNA. RefSeq names its product F-box A protein (gene fbxa-220). Bases 1 to 1179 code for a protein of 392 amino acids. The transcript has 4 exons. NCBI's taxonomy places the organism in Eukaryota, Metazoa, Nematoda, Chromadorea, Rhabditida, Rhabditidae. The record is from RefSeq and is marked reviewed.
AUGCACAAAACAUCAGAUCCGCCGGUUUUUGCCACCUCUAUAUUCUUCGUUAAAAAAUUCAAUUUUAAUUUCAGCACAAAGACUCGGCAGAUUCUGUCGGAUCAGCGAGUGCUCAGGGGUUGCAUCCUCUUGCAGCAUCUUCAAGGAAAGGAGUCGAUGGAAGGAUUCCAGUUGCUGUCCGAUUCGCUUGGUCAAGGAUUCAUGGAGUACAACCACUUCAACUACUGGUUUGAGGGACUCGCAAAUGGGACACUAUCCUUAGACUCCAUUGACAGAUUUGAGGCAUCACUGAUGGAACAAGGUAUCGAUCUUCCCAAUAACAGUCAAGAGGUGAUUCCGGAAAAUGUGCUUCAAACUGAUCGGCUCCCGACAAGCGAAGAUGACAAAACCUGUAUCAAGAAUUUCAUUCACUUGAGUUUCGAAGAGAAUGAUAAAGUAGAAUUGGCGUUUGCCAACCAAAAUUGUACAUAUAGAAAACAUAAUGAUAAUGACUGUCGUGUGAAACAUUACAAUAGUGAGGAGGGAAAGGAGGAUAUUAUCGAAAACUCAAGCCCGUUGGAAGUCGCGAUGAAUACCUUAUCGUCACAUUUGCAAGGACGGGAAUUGGCUCUCGAUGCUUUUAAAGUCUCCAUAGCUGGUGGUCAAGAGAAAUCGUUCGAAGCGCUCCAAUCUAUUCUUCAAUUGAAUGGGAGCAUGUCGGCGAAAUAUAUGUCGAUAUCAGGUUUCAUCACUGCCGACCAAACAGCCAAAGUUUUGAAAAACUUCAAGCCAGGCGCUCUGGAGAAAAUACUAAUUGAAAUUUCUGUAUCUCCUGACGCUUCAAUUCAAAACAUUGUUUGUAUGGAUCAAUGGACACAAGCGACAACUCUCAUCUGCGGCGCUCACAUACUUUCCACGUUCGUCAAGCAUCUCACUUACUUUAAAUUAAUGGACGUCAACUUUUGCAAGACAUCUUUAUCGAAAAAAGAUAUUAUGCAGUUCCAAAAGAAUGUUCUCGCCAAAUCGGAGAAACUUGAAUACUGUACAUUCGACGAAGUUCGUUAUAAUAGAAGCCAGUUCAUGAUUGCAUUCAAUGGUCCCAAAUCCGAGACAUCUUCUGACUCAUUCACCUAUCAUGCAAACAACUCUUCGUUCAACAUUUACUAUCAAAAACAUGGCAUCCAGUUCAAGAAAAAUUGAACUCUCUCAACUUGUGAACUCGUAUACUAGCAAACUCGUGAAUAAACUUUUUGUUUCCAUCUCAUUUUUAUAGAAAAAAAACUAUUUUUUUCAGAAAAAUACUUUCUUUUCCAGAUUUCUACUCAAAUAAAAGU